Aspergillus fijiensis CBS 313.89 is the source of this 625-nucleotide messenger RNA. Its product is annotated as putative adhesin. The coding region runs from base 220 to 597 and encodes 125 amino acids. The transcript has a single exon. Lineage: Eukaryota; Fungi; Ascomycota; Eurotiomycetes; Eurotiales; Aspergillaceae. The record is from RefSeq and is a predicted model, not a curated record.
GCCCUAUAUAAGCAUCUAUCCUCAAGCCCUGAUCAAUCGAGGCAUUUCCUUCCUCAUCAGCAUCAGCAUCAGGACGAGCUUCACUUGACCCUCUUCAAUACCAAAGAACUACUACCUCAAUCAAAUCACACCAGCUACAUCCAAACCAACACACCCACAUACCUCAAGCAUACUCAUACAUCCCAACAUACAUCAGCCAUCUCCACCACAUCAAUAAAGAUGUACACCCCAGCCCCACUCCUGCUCCUCCCCCUCCUCGCAACCGCCCUCCUAGCCACCGCCUCCCCGACAGGCACCCAACCCCCCGCGGCCCCCAUCUGCGGCACCUGCAACCCGCUCUCCGGCCAGAACAACUGCGACGUGACCACCUCGUGCAUCAACACCGGCACGCGCUUCCACUGCGCCUGCCGCGCCGGCUACAAGGCCUCACCCGCCAACGCCGACGUCACCAAGCAGUUCCGGCUGCCCUUCCCCAACUUCCAGUUCCUGGUGUUUGUCCCCGAGUUCACCCAGUGCAAUACCCUGUGCGACAACCCGUACGGCGCCAGUCCGCAGCUUUGUGCGGAGGUGCCGGUGCAGAGUUCUUGUCCGGUUUAGGGGGGUCGCUGAGGGGGAGAGAUCUUUG